Ostertagia ostertagi is the source of this 1020-nucleotide messenger RNA. The record is from the annotation of a GenBank genome assembly. Lineage: Eukaryota; Metazoa; Nematoda; Chromadorea; Rhabditida; Trichostrongylidae.
AUGGAGGAAAGUAAUUUGUGUGAAUGUGAAGUACCAAUAAAAGUCAUCGGCGAUAUUCAUGCACAAUAUCAGGAUAUGAAUCGUCUAUUUGACCUUAUUGGACGCGUCCCUCAAGAGAAAUUAUUAUUUCUUGGGGACUACGUAGAUCGUGGACCACAAGGUGUCGAGGUCAUUAUUCUUCUAUUCGCCCUGAAACUGCGCUAUCGUGAUCGGAUCUUUCUGCUGCGAGGCAAUCACGAAACGCCGGCCGUCAAUAAGAUAUACGGCUUCUACAACGAAUGCGUGAUGAAGUAUGGAGCUGGUAUUUGCAUGCUUCAACAGAAUACCUCUCGCUGGACUUAUCUCAAAAAGGUCUUGUGCAUGCACGGAGGUCUUUCACCAGAGCUGAACCACCUCGACGUGAUUCGAAAUAUUCCUCGUCCAUGCGAACCGCUUGAUCGUGGCUUACUCAUCGAUCUAACAUGGGCCGAUCCUACUAACAAGGGAUGGAUGGGUUCCACUCGAGAAUCAGACCAUGUCGAAAGAGUCGCUUCAUGCAGCAGGCUUGUCAAAAUGCUCGGCUUGAAUUCGGUAGUUCAAGAUGGCGGUUACGAAAUGAUGGCCGGGCGACGGUUGAUUACCGUAUUCUCGGCCCCAAAUUACUGUGGACAGUUCACAAAUGCAGCAGCUAUUAUCACGUUCCAACAGCUUAAAAUGCAAAUUGCGCCAAAUUUGGCACCGAAGGCUAGGCCAUGUCCUGUCAUCGCAAGCGAUCCGAAUGCCGUCAAUGCAAAAGCUGAUAAAGACUUCAUCAAGCCGUUCACGGGCUUCAAAGCAAAACAACAAAAACCACCCGAAGAGGACAAAUCUCAGCUAAGUGCACCUAUGACCAAUCCUACACAGCCUGCCGCUGCUCCACAGGCCUCGACCACAGGUUCAGAGAAGGAUCAACCUAGUGAAAAGCUUGCCACGGGAACCAAUGGACAACCAGGAGGAACCAAUCCACAACCAGGAGGUCAACCAGGACAACCAGGAACGAGC